Molecule: messenger RNA, 618 nt
Organism: Cicer arietinum (chickpea)
Lineage: Eukaryota; Viridiplantae; Streptophyta; Magnoliopsida; Fabales; Fabaceae
Source: RefSeq, a predicted model, not a curated record
AUGGCUCGAAUCAAAAUGACUGUAAAGCGCAAAAAAUCUUGCCAAGAACCAGAGAAAAACCAAGACGUCUACUCAAGCACUGAGUCAGAUUAUAAUGAAGAAAACCAAUCUGAAGAAACUUCCAUGAACACCAUUUCUUCAUCUCAACCAUCCAAAAGCUCUUCUCCUUCUAUUACUCCAAAAAUCGUCAAAAAAUCCUCCUCCUCAACUCCUUCCAGGCGCUCCUCCAGAAUCAUUUCUGGAGCCGUUUCAACCAAUAAGGCACCUCCUCAGGACAAUACGAUUCAUGUCAUCAACUCUGAUGAUUCAGAGACCACUCCUCCUGUUGAACCAGCACAACAACCUCCUCCUGCAAAAUCAAAUUCUGAAACUUCAACUCCCAAAAAGGCCAAACCGUCUUCACCAAAACCCCCUUCAUCAUCCACAAAAAUUUCUGAAAAUGCUUCACUGUUUGAUUCAACCGAAUUAGAAACUGUCUACACUUCCAAAUGGCAAAACAAGUCAGUGGUAAAUGGAAAAAUCAUUGACCUUGCUGAUAUCAAACAAGGAGGGUUCAAUGUUGAAGAAAUGUUUGAACAACUCGGUUGGACCUCAUUUUUCAAAAUAAAUGAACCAUAG